Molecule: messenger RNA, 1754 nt
Organism: Elgaria multicarinata webbii
Lineage: Eukaryota; Metazoa; Chordata; Lepidosauria; Squamata; Anguidae
Gene: MYBPH
Product: myosin binding protein H
Exons: 11
Coding region: 16-1419 (467 amino acids)
Molecular function (GO): protein binding
Source: RefSeq, a predicted model, not a curated record
CCCCAAACUCGACUGAUGUCCGACCAAGAGGCGCCGCCGUCUGAAGCCCAACCGGCUGCAGCAGAGGCUGCCCCUGCUCCCGAAUCGGACGUAUCAGUAGCAGCAGCCGCUGCGCUGGAGCCGGCCCCGUCUCCCCCCGCGGCACAGAGCGCCCCGCCCGCAGUUCCAGCUUCGAAGAAGCAGCCCAAAGAAGGAACACCUGGUGCUCCACUGAAUCUGACACUGGAUGAUGUGAACGACAACUCUGUGACUCUAACAUGGGAUGCACCGGAGAAUGUGGGCCCCUCUGGCCUGGAUGGAUAUGUGGUUGAACACUGCAAAGAUGGAACCGCAGACUGGGUGGCUGCCAACAACAAGCCCUUCCUUUCCACACGUUACGUUAUCCGCAAUCUAACAGCCGGAGAUAAACUUCACAUUCGUGUGAAAACUGUGAAAGGUGAUGGAGUUAGUGACCCAGCAGUCCUGGACCAACCCAUCCUCAUCAGAGAGAUUCUUGAGCAUCCCAAGAUCCGACUGCCUCGCUACUUGAGAGAAUUGUACAUGAGGACUGUGGGAGAUGUGUUGAACCUGAUGAUCCCUUUUCGGGGAAAGCCAAAGCCGCAGGUGACAUGGACCAAAGAAGGCCAACCUCUGGAUCCCAAGCGAGUGGUUGUGCGCAACAGUGAAAGGGACUCUGUCUUCUUUAUCCGUGAAGCACAACGCAAAGAUUCUGGAAAAUAUGAAAUGAGUGUUAAGAUCUUAGAUGAACUUGAAGACAAGGUCGUCAUUCAUCUCCAGGUGAUUGAGAGGCCAGGGCCCCCUGAGAACCUGAAGCUGUUGGAUGUGUGGGGCUUUAAUGUGGCACUAGAGUGGAGCCCACCCAAAGAUAAUGGCAAUGCUGAGCUCAAGGGUUACACGGUCCAAAAAGCAGACAUGAAGACUAAGCAAUGGUUCACAGUUCUGGCACACUGCAACCGCACCAGCUGCACGGUGUCCGAUCUCAUCAUUGGCAACAGCUACUCCUUCCGAGUCUUCUCAGAGAACCCCUGUGGCCUCAGUGAGAAACCUGCUGUCACCAAGGAUGUGGCACACAUAAAGAAAUCAGCGGCCAUGUACAAGUCAGAGCCGUUCAACAGCCGGGAUUUGUCUGAACCUCCAAAAUUCACCCAGCCUUUGACUGACAGAACCACCACUCGGGGUUACAGUACCCAGCUGGUCUGCUGUGUCCGAGGCUUCCCAAAGCCCAAAGUGAUCUGGAUGAAAAACCAAAUGGAGAUUCGAGAAGACCCAAAAUAUCUAGCCGUCAUGAACCAAGGGGUUUGCUCUCUAGAAAUCCGCAAGCCCAGCCCCUUUGAUGGUGGCGUCUACACCUGCAAAGCUGUGAACGCUUUGGGGGAAGCCUCGGUAGACUGCAGGCUGAAUGUAAAAGUCCCAGAAUGACAAUGAUUUGAGAGUCAGAUGAAGAGCAAGUGUUUUCUGUGGAAGGGCAGGCAGGCCCUUUACAAAAUUCCCUCUUGGUCUCCCUGCUCUGGAAUGGUGCCUUAUUCUCAGACUCAGUGUGGUGGUUCCAAGGAGGGAUCUGCCGCUUGGAAGUGAAGUUGCUGCUGCUGCGCCUUUUCAAAAAAACCAGAAGCUUCGCAGAAGACAGAACUUGCUGCUGGGUUAGCUCUACCAAGAACACUCCCAUGACUUGGAGGCUGUCAUUUAUGCAUUUAUGGUCUUUGGCCCUGCAAUACAGUCGUUUUGGGUCCUUAAUAAAGGUGCAUUCAGCAUGA